This is a messenger RNA of Uloborus diversus, 2343 nucleotides long. RefSeq lists its product as uncharacterized. Lineage: Eukaryota; Metazoa; Arthropoda; Arachnida; Araneae; Uloboridae. The record is from RefSeq and is a predicted model, not a curated record. Gene Ontology annotation, cellular component: precatalytic spliceosome. Gene Ontology annotation, molecular function: single-stranded RNA binding; double-stranded RNA binding; zinc ion binding. The transcript is spliced from 15 exons. The coding region runs from base 202 to 2142 and encodes 646 amino acids.
GUGUUUUAAGAUUCUUGGAUUUAUUUGUUUUGUGUCGAGACAGGUUUUGAAUUGUGAUUAUAGUGGUUUUGCGUUCUUUGAGACCAGAUAGCUCGUUGUUUAGCGCGUCGGUUCGAAAGUAGUGUUCUUUGUCAAAAUCAGCCUUUGAGAUAGAGAAGGGGGUGAAAGCGAACUAUUUCCUGAUCCUGUUGUUGGUGUGACAUGAAUAUGAAUUAUAGCCUACUUCAAAAGAAGAUGAAUCAAAAAGCUAAUGCUGCUAAGAAGGCUAAAAAAGCUGAAGAAGAGAAGAUAGUGAAAGAUGAUGCUGAUUAUAAUAUACCUGAUAGAUCUCAUGGCGAUCUCUAUUGUCCCAUCUGUGAUUCACACAUGAACUCGGAGGCCAUGUGGCAAGCCCACAUUAUUGGAAAAAAGCAUAUUAAGAAUAUUAAUAAAGAGGGGGGUCCUGAAAAGAAGUAUGAAAUACUUGAGAAACCGUGCAGUGUACAAAAAGAUCUGGAUGAAAUUGUAAAUGAGCCUGUUGUGGGGUUGAAGCAUAUUGAUGAAAUCUAUAGAAAAAAUGCCACAGCCCCAAUUUACAUGUGCUACCUUUGCCAUUCUAAUGUUUCGAUGGGAAGUCUACUGAUCGAACACAUCUUGUCUUACAAACAUAGAUUGGCUUAUGUAAAAGAAAAUGACCCCCAAAGAUACCACAACAUUGAUGGUGGCAACUUUUCUAAAUCUACCUUGGAAAGUUUAGUCAUUGAAUAUGCUGGAGAUCUCGAACAGAGAUUUGGCCGUGGUAGCGUAACUGUAAAGAAAGAAAUUGAGAAACAGGAAGUUUUGCAAACAUGGUCAGCGAAAAGGAGUCCACGACCACCACCGCCGCCUUUGACUCCUCCAAUAGAAAGUUACCCUCAUGAUGUUCAAAUAAGGUCAUAUGGAGAGUUCUCGUCAAGACUGGAGAUGAAUAAUGCGUCAAAUUACGGAUGUUCUGCUUCGGACCAGCACUACCGCGGGUACCCCCCUUCACCACCCCGGAGACGCCGUACACCCACCCCACCAAGGCGAUACAGUGACCGUACCCACUCGCCACUAAGACGAUAUCGCGAAACCUGUACCUCUCGUUCACCUGUUAGACGACGCCGUGAGCGUACCCUCUCACCUAGAAGAAACCGGGAACGUUCCCCCUCACCAACUAGAAGAAACCGGGACCGUUCUCCUGCAACAUCUCGAAGACGCCAAGAGCCUUCUCCUGCCAAGAAGUUGAGAAACCGAGAGAGGAAAUCAAAGCCCUCUGAAAGUUCUCGGAGGAAGCAUCAGAAUAGAUCUAGCAGCUCCUCUUCCAGUUCUAGUUCCAGUUCUUCAUUACGUGAACACCAGCAUGCUCGUCGGCCAGUAGAAGAACUUCAAAAUCUUAGACAGUCCGAGAUAGAACAACAUUUUGCUCAUCGUCCCGUAGAAGACCCCCAAAGUCAUAGACAGUCCGAGAUGGAACAACAUUUUGCUCGUCGUUUGAUGGAAGAAAGCUCCCAAAUUCAGAGCACCCCACAGCCUGAGAUUAGGCACCCUAGCUUUAAUGUACUACAUCGUAGUCCUGUGCAGCAGUCAUUAGCAGCUGCCAGUUCAAGUAAUUCAAAAAAUUUCUUGUCAGCUGGUGAUAUACAAACAAGCUCUGUUGGACAAGUCUUCUUUAACAAUAACAAUCAUUUGAACAGUCAAGGAGGAAUGAAUGCCUCUGCAUCUAAUGGCACUCUAUAUGAGAAUCAAUACGCUCCUCGACAUAUGAUUCUUGAUAAUAUGAUUCUAAGAAGUACUCAAAGAAGCAUUCCUGGUUUAGACAACCAGUAUGACGAAAUUAGAAGAAUGAUGAUGUCUUUGCCAUAUGAUGAUUUUCUCAAUAUUUUUUAUGAAAAACUGGGUCAGCUGCCUUAUACUUCAGAAAGUAAUCGUCUGUUGGAACAGCUGCAUUUUAAAAUUGGCUAUGUUUUGGACGGCAGAAAAAACUUAAUUCAGCAGAAUGUAUAUGCAGCUGCUUCAAUGUCAUCAAAUACUACUGCAGAUGAUCCAAGGGGUGCAGAAUCAUCUUUGAGGAACAUAAUGAUGAGAUCAUCUCAACCUCUGGAUGAAUUUCUCGCAAUGGCCCGAAGAAAAAUGGAAAACUAAAUGAUUUAUUUAAGAUCAAAUAUUUUGAGCAAGAGAGAAAAGAAUUUAAAAGUUUUAAUUUUUGUUUAGAAUUGAUUUUGUUUCAAGCAAGGUGUACUGACUUCAUUUUUAUAUCUUUGUUCAGGAUCGAUUCCUUCUCAGUUGCUGUAUUCAUUUUUUAAUCAUUUUCAUAGAAGAAUUUAAAAUAAAAAGUUUUGAUAA